Molecule: messenger RNA, 2924 nt
Organism: Pristis pectinata (smalltooth sawfish)
Lineage: Eukaryota; Metazoa; Chordata; Chondrichthyes; Rhinopristiformes; Pristidae
Gene: b3gnt9
Product: UDP-GlcNAc:betaGal beta-1,3-N-acetylglucosaminyltransferase 9
Exons: 2
Coding region: 742-1992 (416 amino acids)
Cellular component (GO): membrane
Molecular function (GO): hexosyltransferase activity
Source: RefSeq, a predicted model, not a curated record
UGUAACUGUUGGUGGAUCGGAGCCAGAGGUUCAGGCAGCCAGGCUCCGGAGUGUUGCGGGCGACGUUCGCGUCCCGUUCACCGGCACCGGGAGCCCACACAUUCAGCGCUGCCGGCCGCUCGCUAACCCGCGGCUCCGGGUGGAACGGCGGGCUCCCGUCCCCCGUCCCUGACAACCGGGCUCCCAACCCAGGCAAUUCCCAGUCCCACUGAUGCAAUCCAGAUGUGGUUUGGUUGGCUCCCACGGCUUCCUGGCUCGCUGCUCGUCCACUGAAACACCUCCCUCCGCGGCCAGCUGCUCUGCGCGUCGCCACCUCCACACGGCUUGUUCUGUUACCUGCGGAUCCGCCGGUCGCUGGUCUCACGCCCGACGCACAGAUGUGACGGAAUAAAAGAAACAUACCCGCAGUCAGCCUGUGAACUGCAGCCCUGUAGAACAUCAUUCAGAUAGUCUGUGAACUUCUGCACUGCACCAGAGCCAGCCUGUGAACCCCCACCCUGUAGAAAACCAGUCUGUGAACUUCCAUACUGUAUAAAAACAACCCGCGAACCCCAACCCUGUACAAAACCACCCAGAACCAAUUUGUGAUCCCCAUCCUGUAUAAAACCAGCCGGUGAAGUCGGUACAAACCUACCAGCUGUGGUCUGUAUAAUCCAGUGGUGCAGAAUUGCCCCGAAGAUCAAGUGGUGUCCACCUUGCCAGGUACCACUCUCCCAAGAAUUGCCUGUGCCUCCAGGGACCAUGAGACUGCGAAGGAAAGGGGAUCUCAUCUGCACGGUCCUCCUGCUUUCAGCGCUUUGCAUUUUGCUUUACAUCCAACUGGAGUCUGUAACUCCGUGGGUGGGCAAACACGAGGCUGACGGGGAGUCGGGCACCGAGAGGUACGUUACGGUGCAACCCGUAGAAACGGUGACUCAGACGGCCUCGCCCAGCGCAGGGUCGGCGCCGGAGAACACCUGCCGGCUGGGCCAGGGGCUGGAGGACGGGCGGAUCCAGGUGGCGACGCCCCCGACCACAGACCUGUUACCCUGGAGCUACCGCCAGUACCAAUGGCAGAAGGACUGCCGCGAGUUCAGUCAGAUCAUUAACCAGGAGGACAAGUGCCGGAAGGUGAACGGGGAGCCGCUGCUGCUGGUCUCCAUCAAGUCCAAGGCAGAGGAGUUCGAGCGGCGGGAGGUGGCUCGGAAGACCUGGGCCCGGGAGGGCCGGGUCCACGGGCUGCACGUCCGCAGGCUCUUCCUGCUGGCCACGCCGGCCAACCAGAGCGCCCUGGCCUCCUGGGGCCGCCUGCUGGAACACGAGAGCCGCGUCUACCGCGACAUCCUGCUAUGGGACUUCCAGGACACCUUCUUCAACCUGACGCUGAAGGAGAUCCACUUCCUCAAGUGGCUCGACCGCUUCUGCCCCACCGCCGAGUUCGUCUUCAAGGGCGACGACGACGUCUUCGUCAACGUGGAGAACAUCGUCGACUUCUUGCUCGGCGCCGACCCCAGGGAGGACCUGUUCGUCGGCCACAUUAUUUACCAAGCCCUGCCCAUCAGGUCCAACAAGAGUAAGUACUACAUCCCCGAGAUGAUGUACGGCCCGGGGGUUUACCCCGUCUACGCGGGCGGCGGGGGCUUCCUCAUGAGCGGCCACACGGCCAGGAGGCUGUAUGGCGCCAGCAAGGAGGUGGACCUUUUCCCCAUCGACGACGUCUUCCUCGGCAUGUGCUUGCUCCGGAUCGGCCUCAAGCCCCAGACCCACAAGGGAUUCCGAACCUUCGGCAUCGUGCGGCCGUCGGCCGCUCCUCACCUCCAGACCUUUGACCCUUGCUUCUACCGGGAGCUGAUGGUGGUGCACAGCCUGAAGGUACCCGAGAUCUGGCUCAUGUGGAGCUUGCUUCACGACCCCGACCUCAACUGCGCUCGCAAGGGCUUGGCCAGGCGCCCGUUCCGGUGGAGGGCCAAGAGAAAGGCGACCCCCGGCCCGGCCGGCAAAGCCAAGCACUGACGGGGGUUGGGGGGGUGGGGGAGGCAACCCUCCCACCUCAGGGACACGACCCCCUCAAUGAUUUUGCCAGCAAAUUUAUACCUGGAAUGUUUGUAACUCUCUCAAUCCCUUUUGUAUUAUUGAAUCUCACUGGUGGAGACGGUGCACUGGCAUGUGUUGUGGGCGUAUUGGGAAUACUACUGUGAAUCUGUUCAUUUUGGGGGAAAAAACAUCGUGUCUUCCACACCAAACUCUGAAAGCGUCUUUAAUUCGAGUGGAUGAGAAAACCAAAUCACAGAACUAAUAUUUUUUCACUAAAUGUCUGACAGUAUUCACAAGACCACAAACGGUCUCGAUUUUAGCAAGACAAGGACAUUUACAAGAUCCCCAGAGGAGCGGAUCCAAACCAAUCCCUGGUGCUCUGACAGCAAGCAGCCUGAACUAGUUAUAUAACCAGUUGAUGGAAUGCAUGACACACUCAGUUGAAUCCCCACCCUGCCCCAAUGUUUCCAGUGUGCUACAGAGCCACACAGACCAGGAAGAUCCCAUGUUUGAUCCUUGGUUGGAAGCUAUUUCAUUGACCUCAGCCAGUGUGACUUCAGAGGUGCCAAAAUUGGCCUUGGUGCUCUGGCUAGGGGAAGCUGGUUGAAAUCAUUUGAGGUUCUCAUUCUGGAUAGCAAUCUAUUGGGCUGGUCCCUCUGAAGUGUGGAGCAGUUAGUGGUGCCUGCAUAGCUAAAUAACCAGAUGAUGUUCACCCCCUCAGGUCACUGGGUGUGACUACUGACCAUGUACUGUAACCCAUCAGCGUCAAUACAACUGCACUAAAAUAUGGUCCCACUCUCCAUUGACUGCCAGAAUAAAGGUGAUAUGGGACUUGUGUGCUCACAAAGUUUUAAUCACAUUACUGUUCUUCUUACACUGAAUAACGGUAGACAUGGUCAAAGGACCUUUAC